Molecule: messenger RNA, 1025 nt
Organism: Sesamum indicum (sesame)
Lineage: Eukaryota; Viridiplantae; Streptophyta; Magnoliopsida; Lamiales; Pedaliaceae
Source: RefSeq, a predicted model, not a curated record
GGUUCAAACACAAUGCAAAAUGCUUUGCUAAUUACGCUGAAUCAGAGAGAGGAGAGAGAGAGACGUCGGGAUGGAGAGAGAAGCGAGGAGGAAGAAGAUAGCGUCUCAAGGGAACGAUCGUAUGGCAUUGAUAACGGGCCGGAUCCAGAACCGUGACCCGAACAUUUCCAGGUCGUGCUCAUUCUCCAGAUAUACAAAUGAAGACGACGACGCUAUCUUUCAGGAUCACCGAAAUGGUGGAAAUGAUGUGCCUGAUGCACAAAUAAGCCAUGAUAAUUGUGAGGAAGUUUCUAAAGCAAAUGCAUCAGGAAUCAGAGUUUCUGAUCUGCAGAAGCCUGAGCAAUCAUCUCUUGUCAAUUCAAGUGUUUCCAACGCUGCAGACAAAGCAAAUUUUCCUGACAAACCUUCUGAAUACCAUCGAGGUUUUAUAACCCCCAAACAAGUAAUUUUCAGUAUUAUCUCCUCAGAAGACACGCGAGCUAUCUGUACAUUUGUGAUAGCCGUUCUUGUAGUUCUGUCCCACGUUAAUCUUCCACACGAUGUCGUAAAAUCAAAGAGCCUUAUUGCUUAUAGGCCUCUCUACGCAGUCUUGUUAACAGACAUGUUGAUAGUGGCUGCAAGAUUAGCACUUUAUGCCCAAGGACAAGAGGUCGAUAGCCAACCAAAUAUUGAGGUCGAUGGAUAUAACUGGGUAGGAGCCAUUAAGAUGUUGGAAUGGGGAGUGGUUCUGCAUCAUACACUACGUGCUAUCUUAAUAGACUGCAGCUUUUACUUGGCGAUUGUUGUAUGUGGCCUUUCUCUAGUGUAAUGACUCUUGCAUUUGUGAAAAUUCGGCUCCUGGACUUGGUCUCAUCCAAUGUGGUUAUAACUUUGGGGUCACCGGGAGCCCCCUGGACUGGAGAAGCUUUGCUUUGAUGAGUUACCAGGCAUCAUUAAUGAUGAAAUUCCGGAAUAUGAAUGCUAACAUUCACUGGUCUAUGUACUUAGUUUCCACUUUAGAUGAUAUAUAUUAAUAACUAGUUUCA